This is a messenger RNA of Cryptotermes secundus, 6593 nucleotides long. RefSeq lists its product as uncharacterized. The coding region runs from base 377 to 6010 and encodes 1877 amino acids. Lineage: Eukaryota; Metazoa; Arthropoda; Insecta; Blattodea; Kalotermitidae. The record is from RefSeq and is a predicted model, not a curated record. Gene Ontology annotation, molecular function: metal ion binding. Gene Ontology annotation, cellular component: early endosome membrane. The transcript has 20 exons. Gene Ontology annotation, biological process: endosomal transport.
AUGUAGAUCGUAGAUUAUAUUAGAUCGCAAUGGAGUUUGCGACGAUAGAAGUUAAGGAAUUUAAUAUUGUGAUUUGUGGUGUAUAUUUUGUCCAACAAUGGAUCGUGUGAAAUAUAUGUUAUUGAUAUAGAUACACAGUUUAUAUGAUCUUAAUAUUUUUAUGGCAUGUGUAGUUUCUGUAGGGUUACAAAAAAUGAAUUAAUAGUAUUAAUGAGAGGCUUGACGAUUUUGACAACUUAGUUAAUUUGACGUGGAAAAAAGCUCCCGUGUAAUAAACUUUCACAGUUAGUGAUUAUUUGUGCACUGCAAGUUUGUAUGUACAUCGUUCAUCGGAAUUUGUGUUGUGUCACCUUACAGUUCAAGAUUGCUCAUCGAAAUGGAGAAGUUUGCUGUAGAUCUGGAUAAAGUUUUGGACGAAUUUGAGUUCAGUGAAGACUGUGCAGAACAAAUGGCAACGACAUUAACUAAGAGAUCCAGUACAGCCACCCCUCCUGUUGGAGGACCUGUUCUCUACCAACCUUCAUUAUCAUGUUACCACAGACCAGCAUUUGAAGCACUAAACCUAGCUGAUGCAGACUUCGCAGCAGACCCCCAGACUUCCACACCUCGGUAUAGUAAUGUGUUCUCUUCUGCAACAAAUUCCUCUUCUGGACCACCCACUGAUGAUGGAAAUUGCUACUUAUCACAUUCAGAAAGUCUAAAUAGGGCUAAUGAAAUCAGAGUAAGAAAUGAUACCAGAAUGGAUGUAAACUGGCCUCAGAACUUGGCAUCCACAUUUCAUAAUCAUAAUAGGAUUGAAGUGAAUGUAUCAGAACACAGCAAUAUUCAUCCAACACAAAAUACAAAUUACCCUGGUGAAGUUCAUGUCAUCAGCAAUAGGGAUCACACAGACUUUCAGUGGCAACAUGAUGCAGUUCAUAACAGAUCAGAUACAUUGACAGCAAACAAACUGAAUGUUAGCGGUGUAUUCUCAAGCCUUAAUGAGUAUCUGAAUGCUGGAAAGACUGAGGCAAAGUUUAGUGAUGUCAAUGUUAUCAACAACCAGACAUCUUGGAAUCCAGGCAGACAUAGAGUCGCCGAGACAGAGGAGAAUGGUAAUGCCAUUAAUCAUAUUGGUACUUCAUCAGUUGUGGGCACAAAAGGAAAUUAUCAACAUGGUCCUGCUGUGUUGUAUCCUUCAGUUGAAACUGAUGCAAAUAGACAAGUAAAAAAUUUAGGUGGACAAAAUAUCAUCAAUGAUUUGCAGGAGAAUAAUCACAAUAAAGAAUUCAGGCUAACAAAUGAUCAAUGGGAAAGUACCAUUGAUGUUUGUAAAAGAAAUGAAUGCAGUACCCAAAGCACUGUCGCUGAUUUGAUUCCUGUUGCUUGUCCAAAGUCUGUACAAGAAGAGGCAAACAUUUCAGGGCAGUUAGUUAUUGGUGGUCAUGCUUCAUCAGAUGAAACACCAGACUUGCUGGAUACAGCGAUCGAUUCAAAUAAAUGUGGUGGAUUCAAUACUGCCAGUUUUCCAGACCCUCAGACUGAGAAUGGUUUGCAUUUCAGUAUCAUUAACAAUGACAUUUCAACAGCUCAGUUCUUGAAUGUGGCAACUGGUGAAUCAGACCUUCAGACUAUUUCCAGAGAUAAACACUCUAAUGUCACUUUACUGCCAGAUGUUGCAACAUCAGGAAGAAAUUUACUGAAAAGUUCAAGCAUUGUUGUCAGUGCAUCAAGUGAUCUUGUCUCUAGCCAUGGUUUCAGAAUGAUAGGCAGUGAAGAGCAGUCCAGCUUUAACAACACAUCACUAGAUCUUGUCAGUCAUAAAACAGAAACAAAUAAAAAUUUGGUAACUUCACCUUUGCUAGACUCAAAUGAAGAUGUUUCAACAGAAGAGGUAUUGAAAUGUGAUACAUUUAGACCUUCUGUCUCUUCAGAUAGUAAUGUUGGAGACAGUAAAGAAAUAAGUGUAGAUAUAUCACAACUGCAUAAAAAUGGGGAUUUGGUUUCUACUGAAAGUGUUACUACUCAGUUUCAUAAUGCUUCCAUUUCAAAUUUAAUAGAAUCAAAAUCAAGUUUGUCUUCUAACAUUUUGCUGAACGAGGGUAAUUCUUGUGUAAAAGGAAGAAAAGAUAUACAUGAUAUACCAAGAAAAUGUGUACCUGUUGGUUUCAGUGCAGUGGAGACAUUGACUGAUGCAGAAUUACAUCAGUAUUUGCAAGAACUGGAGAACGAUGAUUCAGAAAGUUGUCAGAAUGAUAUGGUGGGAAGUGAUACAAAGCCUGGAAUAGGAUUGUCUUCAGAAUGUCAAGAUUUGUCAGUUUCAGAGCGUGAAAUAUAUAGCAAUAAAGAAUUCCUUGUGAAAAACUACAAAGCUGAAAGCGGAGAAGGUGAUGAAAAUUCUAAGUCCCUGACGAGCAGCAGCACAGAAAUUAUAGGAACAGUAAAUGGAACAGACGUUGAAGGGGAUUUGCCUGAUGAGUUUAACGAAAGAAAAUCUUCAAAAAUUUGUUCCAAUGCUGGUACGAAGAUGCUGAAGUGUCCUAUUUCUGAUGAGAGUUCAGUAGCUCUUCAGCAUGGCAGUUCAGCAAAUUAUUCACUGGAUGAACAGUCAACAGAUAGCACUGUAGAAACUCUUUCCUCUCUUGUGGAUAGACAUACAGCAGAUAUAAUAAGUACAGACCCUGGUUUGACGUCAGUAAAGAAACCAACAGUUCCUAUACAGUCUGCUAUAUCUAGUACAGUGAAAGUUGACACUGCCCCUAAACCCAUCUCAGCCACAGAUGUACCUCCAAGUGAGGAACCUGUAGUUUCUGAUUCAAAUUUGCAGUCCGUAUUAACCGUGCCAAAUGCAACGACAGUUACUUCCACAACCUCUUCAGUUAUUACAAAUGUAGUUUCCAUUGCCUGUCAGAAGAUCACGGAGAGCGGUAAACAAAAUGGGUCUGCAAAUGAUGGAGAUUUAACAGAUGAUUCCGAAUUAUCCAGGAGGGUGGAUGAUGCAAGAGAAGACAUUGAAAAUAAAUUACGAAUUGGAACUCCAGACUUAAUAGCAACUGAAAUACAAUCACCAAAUAGCCAGGAUUUUAUUCUUGGUGGAGAAAGAAUAGAAAAUGGAAUGUUGCCUCUGAAUGACUCCACAUCUAUGCUGGGUAAGUUAUCAAGAGAACAGGAAAUUAAUUAUGACUUGGCUGAAAAUGGACCAUAUACCCCUGAAAUAAUUUUAUCAUCAAAUGAAGCAAGGUCUUUUGAAAAAGCACCAAAUGAAUUCGUACAAGUUUCAGAAAAUGGUAUGCUUGAGUCAUCCAUUGUAGAUGGCAUAUCUGAAAAGAGGAUUUCACAUAAACAUUCAGAUAAAAUAGAUGAGUCAAGCGCUGUUGACAUGGGUGUGUCUGACAUUGGCUUCUCAGAAGUGCGGAGCUGCCUUGUUCAAAUGCCAAGAGAUGGCACCACAGUCAAUGUUUUAGGAGAAGAGGAGCGCCCAUCAAGACCCAAAUAUUUGUUUCUUCCAUCAAAGAUAACUGUUGAGAAUGAGCAGGAGAAUUCUGAGAAUUCUGAGGAAUCACCACCAAUAUCAGGAGCUGUUGGCCCACCAGGAGAGACACCAUUGGCUGAAACAGAAGCAGAAUAUUCAGAGGCUGCAGACAGCAUUCCUCUCUCUUCUCCUGACAUAUCUGAGUCUUCAUCUAUUGAACAGGCCAUGUCACCUGUCCCCUCCCUGCAGAUAGCCACACCCAUGUCAGACGAUGUGUCAGACAUACUAUCUCCAGAAGAGCGAAGUCUUGGCAAGCUUCAUCCUUUCUGGGUACCUGAUGCAGAUGCACCAAAUUGUAUGCAAUGUGAAAUCAAAUUCACCGUUCUGAAGAGGAGGCAUCACUGCAGGGCAUGCGGGAAGGUUCUUUGCUCCAAGUGCUGCAGCCUGAAGUCUCGUUUGGAAUACCUGGACAAUUCCGAGGCACGGGUCUGCCAUCCUUGUUAUAGUAUUCUUGCCAAAGUCUUCCUGGUAGAGCAAGGUGAGAGUGCCUUAGGCUCACCAUCAUCUUUGAAUGAAGGAGUAGCAGACACCAGCAGUAUACCCCUGGGUAGACAACCAAACCCAAACAACCCUAUGGAGUACUGUUCUACCAUUCCUCCACUGGAGCAGGCUGCAAGUGUUCUGCGGCAGCCACCACCCAGUGUACUGGUGCCUGUUGGGGUUCUCAAACGAGAGGGCAGUUCAAGGUCUAGAAGUGAUGUUGCUAAGCAGGUGAUAUUUAGUGAUGGAAUAAGACCAGGAGGUGACUUGACAGAACUGGAUGGCUCGUCAGAAUCAAGACUGCCUUACAGGCGCCCAGGAAGGGUUCUCAAACGUGUUGGAACGCCACCUGGUCCUCCUACCUCUGCUUCAAAUCAUUCCAGCCAGAGAUUGCUACCUCCUCUUGAUCCCAAGACAAUGAGCUACAUUCCCACAGACAGAGGUUUACCACCCUUGGCUGUAAUUAAUAAGGGUGAAAUUAAAUUUGUUGAUGUGGUGGACCAAGAUAAACAGAUGGCAAUACUAAGGUCUGAGACUGAACCACCUACAGUAUUUGCCAUCAACAGGAAUCUCUUCGUUCAAGUAAAAAUUCUGAACUUGGACUGUUGUGUCAGUCGAACAUGUUGGUGCUUCUCAACUUCGGGGAUGAGCUGUGUGGGCCAAGAUGAAAUUGUCAUAAUCCUGGAAUGUCUGCCAGAUGAAGCAACUGUACCAAAGGACAUCUUCAGACACCUCAACACACUUUAUCAAGAUGCCUCAAGAGGAAAUACAGUGAGCGAGUUGGGACAUACAGUAUUCCAAGGAGUACCAUUCCUUGAUUCAACUGAACAUGGUGGCUUCAUUUACAUCCGUCCCUCCUUUCAGUGUCUGCAGAAACUUGUACUGCCAUCAUCUCCAUAUUUAGUUGCAAUUCUUGUGCACAGGUGGGAGACUCCAUGGGCAACAGUUUUUCCUAUCCGCCUCAUGUUAAGACUUGGAGCACAAUAUAGGUACUACCCGUGUAUGUUAGUAUCCAUAAGGAAUAGAAGACCAGUUUACUGGGAAAUUGGUCAUACUAUCAUAAACCUCCUAGCUGAUUUCCGCAACUUGAGCUACACUCUUCCUUCAGUUCGAGGACUGGUGAUUCAUAUGGAGGAUAGGCAGACAUCUAUACUUCUUCCCAAGAACAGAUAUGAUCAGGUUACAAGAGCACUGAAUAACUCAAAUGAUCAUGUCCUGGCAUUAGCAUCGAAUUUCAGUUUCUCAGCAGACUCUCAUCUUGUGUGCAUUCAGUCCAACAGGGAUGAGAGCUAUCACACUCAGGCAAUUAAUAUCCACAACAAACCUCGCAAAGUGACUGGGGCAAGCUUUGUGGUGUUCAAUGGAGCAUUGAAGACUUCAUCAAACCUAACAGCCAAAUCAAGUAUAGUGGAGGAUGGCCUCAUGGUUCAGAUCACACCAGAUACAAUGCAGGCACUCAGAGGGGCACUGAGAAAUAUGCAGGACUUUUCUAUUGGCUGUGGGCCUGCUGGUGCAAGUGAACCAGAUGAGCUUGUCAACUUGAAAUGGGUACAGGAUGACAAGAACUUCAAUAUUGGCGUGAAGAGUAGUAUUGACGGCCGAGCACUGGAUGGAGUUCCUUCAAUCAGGGUUCAUAAUGGCACAGAUUAUAUGGGAUCAUGCAGAUUCAUCCGUUGGACUGAAGUCUUCAUACUCCAAUCAGAUGAAGGCUCAGGAAGAGGUGGAGAUCCCUUAGACAUAAGCCGUCUAUCAGAGUCACUUGCGAGAGCUACAUGUCUGGCGUUGAUCAAGUUGCUGGAUCUCCUUGCUCAAGCUGGUCUUACAAAACUUGGUGUGCGAGCCACGGUUCAUCCAGAAAAUGUUGGCUAUGAAGCUGGCAGCAAAGGGGAGAAGCUUCCUCCUAUCUAUAUGGACAGUCUAGACAAUGAGUUAGUGCCUGUACUUCAUAAGGCAGCAUCAAUGUCCCAAGACAACUCAGGGGCAGUCUUAGAAUUGAUUUUCCACAUUAUGUUGCAGUGACAAAAACAUAUCAUGUAUGGGGACAUGCAUUGUCGUGCAAGAGCAACACACCUUUGGUGAGGAGUCCUGGUUGCUGCCGUUGAAUGACCUUAUGAAGUUUUCUGAGGAUGUUACAGUAGGAGUCGACAUUUACGGUUUGUCCUUGAGGCUGGACUGCGGUAAGCAGUAUGCCUUCGUGAUCCCAGUCACUGCCUGGUUCCAACAGCAGCCCAAAGAAUUUGAUGCUGCUGGUUUUCAGUGGCUUGUGAAACGGUGGGACAAAUGCCUCACUGUACAGGGAGAUUAUGUUGAGAAAUAAAAGUAUUUUUCAAAUCAGUACUCUUAUUUGUUUAAGUUCUAUAUCCAUUUCUAACUUACUUAUUGACUUACCUAUGUACAUCUUUCAUGAUGUCAACAAAAUUUAAAAGCGUUUUUUGGUUGUAAUCACUUCCUUGUCUUGAUAUCGUACCUGAAUAUGUUGCUCCAUAAUACAUUUUCAGUUACAUUAACUUGCAUUACUUAAGAUAUUGAGUGCUGGUCACGGUAGCUGAGCGGUGUAAGGCAUGUACUGUCUUUGUUGCUUGGAAGCUGGGUUGAGUUCAAA